Messenger RNA from Cydia fagiglandana, 4078 nucleotides. RefSeq names its product stress-activated protein kinase JNK (gene bsk). NCBI's taxonomy places the organism in Eukaryota, Metazoa, Arthropoda, Insecta, Lepidoptera, Tortricidae. The record is from RefSeq and is a predicted model, not a curated record. The coding region runs from base 392 to 1588 and encodes 398 amino acids. The transcript has 14 exons. Gene Ontology annotation, cellular component: nucleus; cytoplasm. Gene Ontology annotation, biological process: protein phosphorylation; JNK cascade. Gene Ontology annotation, molecular function: JUN kinase activity; ATP binding.
CAACAUUUGUGCACAAGUGUCAAAAGCCGUCAUUUGGAUGGCUGUAAUUUAGUUCUUUAAAAAUAUUGAAUAAUCGAAGUUUUAUUACAUUAUACGUCGUGAGAACGUUGUUUAAGUGGUUAUCCAGACUAUUCGUGCCGAGACCGUUUCCCAGGAAACAGUGGAAUCCUGAACCAAACCAGUUACUGAUUGGAAAAAUCACGGUGAUCAAAAGUGGUUGUGUGUACAGAAAGUAAAUGAACAAAAUGACAACGUGUAACUUAUGACGUAAUCAUCUCUGAAGUCUUCCCUCGCCCAAGACUGAGCCUGUGAUAGCCGCCGACCGACAAUAAUAGUUGCCAGUAUAUGGACACACGUUGUAUAACUACACUUCUGUAAAUCUCGGUGGUCGAUGCCCGGUAGGACGGCGAACGGGCCAACCGUCAUGUCGGCCCCGGCGCGACACCCCCACUUCUACACCGUCGAGGUCGGCGACACGAGGUUCACCAUCCUCAAGCGAUACCAGAACCUCAAACCUAUCGGCUCAGGAGCGCAGGGUAUUGUCUGCGCCGCGUACGACACGGUGACGCAACAGAAUGUGGCGAUCAAGAAGCUGUCGCGCCCCUUCCAGAACGUCACUCACGCUAAACGCGCCUACCGGGAAUUCAAGCUCAUGAAACUUGUUAACCAUAAAAAUAUAAUUGGCCUCCUAAACGCUUUCACACCCCAGAAGAGCCUGGAGGAGUUCCAGGACGUGUACCUGGUGAUGGAGCUGAUGGACGCCAACCUCUGCCAGGUUAUCCAGAUGGACCUGGACCACGAGCGGAUGAGCUACCUGCUCUACCAGAUGCUGUGCGGCAUCAAGCACUUGCAUCUUGCCGGGAUCAUUCACAGGGAUCUUAAGCCCUCAAACAUCGUGGUAAAGAGUGACUGCACUCUUAAAAUCUUGGACUUCGGGCUGGCGCGCACCGCGGGCACCACGUUUAUGAUGACGCCAUACGUCGUCACGCGCUAUUACCGCGCGCCAGAGGUGAUCUUAGGCAUGGGCUACACAGAGAACGUGGACAUCUGGUCGGUGGGCUGCAUCAUGGGCGAGAUGAUCCGCGGCGGCGUCCUCUUCCCCGGGACGGACCACAUCGAUCAGUGGAACAAGAUUAUAGAGCAACUGGGGACGCCUUCAGCGGCGUUCAUGGCGCGCCUGCAGCCGACAGUGCGGAACUACGUGGAGAACCGUCCGCGCUACGCCGGCUACUCCUUCGAGCGGCUGUUCCCCGACAUACUGUUCCCGUCCGACAGCAACGAGCAUAACCGGCUCAAGGCGUCGCAAGCGCGCGAUCUGCUCUCGCGCAUGUUAGUGAUCGACCCGGAGCGACGCAUCUCUGUCGACGAGGCGCUACUGCAUCCCUACAUCAACGUGUGGUACGACGAGGGAGAGGUCAACGCGCCGGCUCCCGCGUCGUACGACCACUCGGUGGACGAGCGCGAGCACACGGUGGAGCAGUGGAAGCAGCUCAUCUACCAGGAGGUGGUGGAGUACGCCGCGCCGCCGCCGCCGCCGCCGCCCGGCCACCCGCCGCCCGACCACGCGCAGCCCGCGCUCACCACAUAGGUUUCGACCGAAUUGACCGCCGAUGCAUCCACGAGUAUAGUGCAAGGACAAUUUUCUACAGGCGACGCGACCUUGAACGAUUGUCGCCCCGGCGGGAAAGUCAUGUGAUCGAAUAUAACCUGUUACAUACAAUAACUAACUGCGUACAUGUAUAUAUUUAUUGUGGGAAUGUUAUACGUGCAAUACUCGACGGAAUGAAAUAAGUGCAAAGUAAUUAAAUUGAUUUGACUCGUUCAUGCUCCUGUGUACAGAGCAUGAACGUAUCAGAGACGUCAUCAAAGAUUAAGGCAGCGUAACAAAUAAUAAUCUGUAGAUUAGCUGAGUAAGUUUGUAACCUAUUAAGUACCCGUUUGUUUGUUUUGAACCGGUUGUCAUCUUGCUAUUCCUUGUAGUUUCUUCCUGUAAUAAUCUUAUGAUAAUACUAGCGUAGGUAAGUAUUUUAUUUUACAGAAAUUGUAAAUGCUUUUUAAUGUUAAGCUCAACAAUUUUACAUUGGUUCCUACCCGCCCGACCCCGAUUCGAAAUUCAGACGUUAAUUUCCAUCAAGGAGUGCCUUUUGCGGAAUGCUAAAUGAAAGUUGGUGAUUUUCAGCUUAUGGACUGACUUUGAUAUGUUGGAUAUUUUUGUAUGGGAAUACAUAAAAUAAAAAUAAUUGACGACAGAUGUGAUUUCCUAAUAAUAUAAAAUCAUGCAAUAUUUUUGUCUAUGAAUUUUUAUUUUAUUUUUUAUUUUUAAUAUACUUAACAUAUUGGACUAUGAUAAUAUUGAUAAUGGAAUAUAAAUAACAAUUUAAUCUGAAGUUGAGCUUGAUCUGUGUUGUCGUAUUCGUUUUGUAUGAUUUUACUUUACAUAUUUUAAAUAUUUUCAUGUUGUUAACGCAAACUCAUCACUAUUGCAAAUUAAUUUCUCUAUUUCCAAAAUGUCAAUAUUUCAACGACUUCGCAUAACAAGUUUUUUGUAAUUCCGCGCUAUCCCUGACUGUUAUUUGCCAGCGGAAUGUUUCUAAGAAUUUGCAAUAGUGAAUGUAGGCAUAAAUUAUAUGUGAUUUCGAACAUGUAUGAUUUGUUCUUAGCCAUAAACAGCGUCAAAUGGUUACUUGGGAUUUUGUGAUGUUCAUAGUUUUUCGUAAUUAGUCCCUAGUUAAGUUGUUGAUAAUAUUGUAUUGACUGUAUUGAAUAUUGAAAGUAGUUCAAUAAGUACAUUUCUACCUAAGUAGUAUUUUAUAGGUCACCUCACACGUUGCGGCCGAGGACUGAAACAAAUACGUAAAUAAUCAAGCAAGCGUUAUAAAAUAUGCCGGCUGUAUGUAUCAAGCGUUACCAUAGUCAAACAUGUUUUUUUUAUAAUUCAGCGUGGCUUAACGUGUGAGGGCGUCGUAGGGUAUUGUUUGAAACCUCACUAGGUGAUAUAAUAUAAAUUAAGGAUAAAGAAUGAUGAUAGUCUUACCGGGUGGUUUCAGCGAAUAGCACAAUUUAUUAGCUAUAGAAUAAAGCUGGGCGGUAACAGAGUCGAGACGUAACGUCAGUUUGUAUAACCAUUAAUGAUACAAAAGCAAUAAUACAUUCUAAUUACUUUCGUAUUCUUCGAGCGGUCGUACGUCAGUUACAUUCAUUAUUUCGGCAAUUAAAACAUAUCACGAGCGACACAAUAGAUUGACGACUAAUGACGACGUAGUGAUUGCUCCGGCUUCUUUCAAUGUUACUUUACUUUGGUUCCAUGGAAUUAUAGGUUACACAAAACUAAAAGACUGUAAAUUAACGCGUCUGGGACAGGAAACGUGUAAUUAAAGUGUUAAAUAAGGUCAAUUGUGUUACCUAUAAUAGAACAAAUAGAGCUAAGAUAUUGUCAAUACCUUCAACCCUCCUGGCUUAACUCUUAUACUUUCAACACGAAAAACCUAAGUCACAAGACCUCACGGGAAAGUUUAUAAUAGGUAAUUAUAGUUGUAUAGGUUUUUAGUGUUGCAAGCAUAGGACCGAGUAUCGUAGAUAAGAUGACGGGGUACGUAAAUAAUAAAUGUAUUGACAAUAUGUAAUGCAGGUUACCAAUUCACGAUUAUCAUAAAGCGAAAAAUAUUGAAACUAUGUGAAAGUAUACAAUUACAAAAAAAAAUUAAUAUUAAGAGUAAACCUGUAAAUAAAUAAAUAAAUCUAUAGUCUAAAUGGAACGAAAGUGAAGAACAUCUAUUUAAAGGACAUUACGUUUGUCACUAUUAUAGUUAUAAAGUUCACAACUGUACGUCCAAAUUGUCCAUUUAUAUGUUAAAAUGUACCUAAUACAAAUUACAAUAAUGUAAUCAUUAGAAUGUAUUUUAGUACACUUGGUAAACAAGGUUUAAGGUAGUCGCAUGUUGAGACGCGAGCCGCGUGUGGCUUGUAGCGGUAUACAUACUUGAGUUAACACUUCGAUGACUAUCUAAAACAACUUAUUUUUACUGUACACGUAAGUUAUUUCAUAUUUUAACUGAAUAAAAUCAAAAUGGUUAUUAUA